Messenger RNA from Ustilaginoidea virens, 1215 nucleotides. RefSeq lists its product as uncharacterized. Bases 1 to 1215 code for a protein of 404 amino acids. The transcript has 3 exons. The record is from RefSeq and is a predicted model, not a curated record. Gene Ontology annotation, cellular component: division septum. Lineage: Eukaryota; Fungi; Ascomycota; Sordariomycetes; Hypocreales; Clavicipitaceae. Gene Ontology annotation, biological process: division septum assembly.
AUGGCCUCUGCGCCGGCAAACGUGAGAGUCUCGGGCCCUCCAAACAGCAGCUUUCUCGUGGGCUAUCCCGGCAUCUCGGCGACAUUGCCGCGAAUCGAGGGAAAGGUCGAGAUUCGGCCCGGCCAUGGGUUCUCCAUGCCCGUCCCAAUAUCACUAGUAAGGAUAUGCUUACAAAGGCGCGAAACGAUCCACCCCGAUGCCGAUAGCCUAACGAAGCGUCAUCUUGGUACCCCCCGAAAAGAGACGACAGAUGUAGUCGGCAAGGAGGUGCUGCUGUUCCGCUGCGCGACUGGGAAGGAGGCCGAGAGCGUCAUGGCCAUGGAUCUGCCGUUUGUGCUGUUUAUCCCCUUUGGGCGCGGAGGAGAAGAGACGAACAGGAGGAUACCGCCCGCCUCCCUCCAACUUCCUAGCCGGACGGCGGAGACGUUUUACGAGCUUGUGGUUACAGUACAGCAAGGCCACAGCAGCCAAUACAAGUACGGCUUCCCGGUGCCCCUGCAGCGCUACGACACCCUGUCUACCUUUGGCAUGUACAACAAGCCCGAAACGAAGCUCGUCACGUCGGACAAUGUCAUUCACCUGGGCAUCAACCUCCCUCGAUGGAGCUACGGCCCAGGAGACCCCAUAACCAUCUACAUCAAGCUGUCGCCCAACCCCGACUGGCUAAGCAAGGCCAAAAGAGUGAGCAUAGAAAAGAUCAACCUGACGAUUGAGGAGGAAGUCACGUACAACCCCGAAGGAGACGAGCCUGUCAAAAAGGUCAACAAGUUGUCGAAACAGGUUCAGGUGGUCAAGAUGAAAAUACCCGAGGCCGGCUACGCCACAAACAUCGGGCUCGUGUUUCCUUCAAAAGACCUGAGAGAUGCCGAUGGUGUGGUAAAGAGAGGCAAGCCGGCAUUUCCCAUGUACGAGGUGUCAUCGUUUACGACCACGUCCUCGCUCUACAAGAUUGAGUUUUACCUGAAUAUCAAGGUACAAUUAAGCGGUGCUCGCGAUGUUGCCUUGCGCCAGCCGGUUGUCAUAUGUCCUCUUGAUCAGCAAGCAUGCAAGGAAGAAAUGGACGCGAUAGAGCAAGCUGCCAAGGACGCAUCUCGCGUCGACCCCAACAACCCCAUGUUACCUGCCAGAACCAUCAUUUUGGCCAACGACCGAGACGCUCUUCGCGUACUGGGGCUGUGUACGGUGGGGGGUCAUAAGAAGCCGUUUAUCGACUAG